CCCAAUAUAACAAGCAAAUAUUAUAGAGGUUUUUUUCAGACUCUCUCGAUAAUCUCUAAUGGCAAAUGACGUCGAUGUCAUUGACCUUAAGCGUAAAUUCAAGGAUGUCUUACGUGCUUACUGGCGUCAGCAUAAAAGUCACCAUGAAGGCGAGGAUACGGAACAAUAUGAUGUUGCGCAGCACAUAGCGUCCAGUAUUUUUGCAUUGUAUUGGGACAAGCCUAUUUAUGAGCCUCUUAGGAAGGAUAAAACGGAAAUUAUGAACUAUUUUAUAAAACACAUUCAACUCUCGAAAACCCGAGAGGGCCAGUCGAACAAUUUGCACCUUAAAACCGCCUCGUCGCUUCCAGGCCGCAUUGGCGACCGAAAAAUCAACGAUGUAGAAAAAGCCGUACAAGGCAUACAGGCAAUGGCUUCUGGAAACAACAAUGACCUACAACCCAUUAAAUAUUUGAAAGAAGAACUUGAUUUGGCUUCUUCAAAGUGGUACCUCAAAAAUGAAGCACACUCUAAGUCAGUUGAACCAUAUUCCAUCAAUGGGAUCAAUCUAGGCUCGAAAUCUGGCGUAUGUUCCCCGCAACCUUCAGAACCUCUGAAGGCCUGGAUUAAAACAAAUCUGCCAAAAUCCCAACUGUACUAUACUCUUCUAGUUGAGGGCAUACCAUCUUGCUUCCCAGAGAAGACGAUCCGCCUAGAGCUCAUUAAAGCACUACAGACACAGUAUGGUGUCGAAGUCACAGAAAUUUUAUCAGUUCCGUACUCGUCAAAAAAAAAUAUUUACAAACUUCUUCUACCCUCGACGGAAGAAUGCGUCCAACUAGAUUCUCAGCUCGUCAAAAUCAAGUCUGUUUCCCACUACUUAAUGCUGAUGUAUCCUGCAACGAUCCUGAACAAACUCGAAACGUCGAGACCUCGAAGGUCUAACAGAAAACGUAAAUUCCCUGAUGAAGAAAACGGAAUAGCAAAAAAAAGGUGCUACGAUGCUUCGAAAGAGGAUUUUGAUAGUUCAGACGAGAAUGUCCAGGCAGACGGCGGCAUAUUGACACCUGCUGCUCCAUUCUUUAACGCAAAGGAGAGCCACCUGAUUGAAACUGACAGCUUUGUGGCCGACCGUAUAUUAAGGCAACGUUGGGUGAAUAACAAAAUACAGUACCAACUGCGCCUGCGAGGUGAAAAGCAGACCAUUAAGCUCUGGAUAUUUGAUGAAGACAUUUAUUCAGAAUUUGAAUCAAAUCGACGUAAUGCUGCAAUGAUGCGUUUCCAACAAGGAAACUACCAAAACUUGAAUGUAAAUAAUUCUGUCUCUCUGCCAGAGAUUCAAGAAAUUCUAGGCGUAAAGAUGGUUAAGGAACAGCUCAUGUUCUACGUCAAAUGGAAAAAAUCUGAAAUAUACACAUUUGUUCCAAGUCCAAUUGUACAUAAAAUCGCGCCGCAGCAAGUAAUUCAGUUUUACGAAAGCCGCCUUUCGUUCAAAGAUUCACCGAACAACACAUCUAGCAACACUCCAUCGUCUGCCAUUUACCAAGUAAAUUCCUCCACUUCACAAAACGAAUCCAACUCGGGCGAUCCGAACGCUCAACCUGAAACAUCCAAUAAACUGGAAUCACCGAAUAAAAAUACUACCGACGACCUGCUCAGCAUCACCGACAUAAACAAAUCACUCGAACUGGCCCUCGACGGCGACCAUGCUUCAUUUUUACAGUAA
This is a messenger RNA of Schistocerca gregaria, 1705 nucleotides long. RefSeq lists its product as uncharacterized. Bases 59 to 1705 code for a protein of 548 amino acids. Lineage: Eukaryota; Metazoa; Arthropoda; Insecta; Orthoptera; Acrididae. The transcript is spliced from 6 exons. The record is from RefSeq and is a predicted model, not a curated record. Gene Ontology annotation, cellular component: nucleus.